This is a messenger RNA of Pollicipes pollicipes, 2801 nucleotides long. RefSeq names its product protein argonaute-2. Gene Ontology annotation, molecular function: RNA binding; protein binding. The record is from RefSeq and is a predicted model, not a curated record. The transcript is spliced from 13 exons. Lineage: Eukaryota; Metazoa; Arthropoda; Thecostraca; Pollicipedomorpha; Pollicipedidae. Bases 156 to 2621 code for a protein of 821 amino acids.
UCGCGCUGCUGCAGCCGGCCGGUCCGCCGGCCGCCGUCGCCGCCCCCGUUCCGGCGCUCGCCUCCGAUGUGCCCACUUUCACGGCGCCGCGACGGCCAAACCUGGGCCGCGAGGGCCGCGGCAUCCAGCUGCGAGCGAACCACUUCCAGAUCACCAUGCCGCGCGGCUUCGUGCACCACUACGACGUCAGCAUCCAGCCGGACAAAUGCCCCCGCAAGGUCAACAGAGAGAUCAUCGAGACGAUGGUGAAGGCGUACGCCAAGAUCUUCAGCACGAUGAAGCCGGUGUUCGACGGCCGGAGCAACAUGUACACGCGCGACCCCCUGCCUAUCGGCAAGGAGAAGGUGGACCUGGAGGUGACGCUGCCCGGCGAGGGCAAGGACCGCGUCUUCCAUGUGUCGAUCCGCUGGAAAGCGCAGGUGUCGCUGUAUCAGCUGGAGGAGGCGCUGGAGGGCCGCCAGCGCGCCAUCCCCUACGACGCCGUGCAGGCGCUGGACGUGGUCAUGCGCCACCUGCCGUCCAUGAAGUACACGCCGGUGGGCCGCUCGUUCUUCUCGGCGCCCGAGGGCUACUACCACCCGCUGGGCGGCGGCCGCGAGGUCUGGUUCGGCUUCCACCAGUCGGUCCGGCCCAGCCAGUGGAAGAUGAUGCUCAACAUUGAUGUGUCGGCCACGGCCUUCUACAAGUCUCAGGCGGUGAUCGAGUUCAUGUGCGAGGUGCUGGACAUCCGCGAGGUCAGCGAACAGCGCAAGCCGCUCACCGACUCGCAGCGUGUCAAGUUCACCAAGGAGAUCAAGGGGCUGAAGAUCGAGAUCACGCACUGCGGCACCAUGCGGCGCAAGUAUCGCGUCUGCAACGUCACGCGCCGGCCGGCGCAGAUGCAGUCUUUCCCGCUGCAGCUGGACAACGGCCAGACGGUGGAGUGCACAGUGGCCAAGUACUUCCUGGACAAAUAUAGGAUGAAGCUGCGCUUCCCGCACCUGCCCUGUCUUCAAGUCGGCCAGGAGCACAAGCACACUUACCUGCCACUCGAGGUGUGCACCAUUGUGGCCGGCCAGCGCUGCAUCAAGAAGCUGACCGACAUGCAAACGUCCACCAUGAUCAAGGCGACGGCGCGCUCGGCGCCGGAUCGCGAGCGCGAGAUCAACACGCUCAUCCGCAAGGUGUGGGCCGACUUCAACACGGACCCGUACGUGCAGGAGUUCGGCCUCAACAUCGAGCAGAAGAUGAUGGACGUGCGCGGCCGCGUGCUGCCCCCACCCCGGCUGCAGUACGGCGGACGGACGAAACAGCAGGCGGUGCCGAACGCCGGCGUCUGGGACAUGCGCGGCAAGCAGUUCUACAGCGGCGUCGAGAUCCGCGUCUGGGCCAUCGCCUGCUUCGCGCCUCAGCGCACCGUGCGCGAGGACGCGCUGCGCAACUUCACGCAGCAGCUGCAGAAGAUCUCCACCGACGCCGGCAUGCCCAUCAUCGGACAGCCGUGCUUCUGCAAGUACGCCACCGGGCCCGACCAGGUGCAGCCCAUGUUUAGCUACCUCAAGGGCAACUUCCAGGGCCUGCAGCUGGUGGUGGUGGUGCUGCCCGGCAAGACUCCCGUCUAUGCCGAAGUGAAGCGCGUCGGCGACACGGUGCUCGGCAUCGCCACUCAGUGCGUGCAGGCCAAAAACGUGAACAAGACGUCUCCGCAGACGCUCUCCAACCUCUGCCUCAAGAUCAACGUCAAGCUGGGCGGCGUCAACAGCAUCCUGGUGCCCAGCAUCCGGCCCAAGGUGUUCAACGAGCCGGUGAUCUUCCUGGGCGCGGACGUGACGCACCCGCCGGCCGGCGACAACAAGAAGCCGUCGAUCGCGGCCGUGGUCGGCUCGAUGGACGGCCACCCGUCCCGGUACGCGGCCACCGUGCGCGUCCAGCAGCACCGCCAGGAGAUCAUCCAGGAGCUGAGCUACAUGGUUCGCGAGCUGCUCAUCCAGUUCUACAAGUCGACCCACUUCAAGCCCAACCGGAUUAUCAUGUACCGGGACGGCGUGUCCGAGGGCCAGUUCCAGCCGGUGCUGCAGCACGAGCUGGCCGCCAUCCGCGAGGCUUGCGUCAAGCUGGAGGUGGACUACAUGCCGGGCAUCACGUUCAUCGUGGUGCAGAAGCGCCACCACACGCGCCUCUUCUGCUCCGACAAGAAGGAGCAGAGCGGCAAGAGCGGCAACAUUCCGGCCGGCACCACCGUCGACUCGCAGAUCACGCACCCGACCGAGUUCGACUUCUACCUCUGCUCUCACCAGGGCAUCCAGGGCACGUCCCGUCCCAGCCACUACCACGUGCUCUGGGACGACAACCGGUUCGACUCGGAUGAGCUUCAGCAGCUGACCUACCAGCUGUGCCACACGUACGUGCGCUGCACCCGCUCCGUCAGCAUCCCGGCGCCGGCGUACUACGCCCACCUGGUGGCCUUCCGCGCCCGCUAUCACCUGGUGGAGAAGGAGCACGACAGCGACCCGACCUACCAUUCGUCGUGCUCGGGCGAGGGUUCGCACCUGUCGGGCAACUCGGACGACCGCACGCCUUCGGCCAUGGCACGCGCCGUCACCGUCCACCAGGACACCAACCAGGUCAUGUACUUCGCCUGAGCGCCGCCACCGCCUCCGCCGCCGCCGCCGCCGUCUGCUGGCGACACGCCGAGCCGGCGCCGCCUGCCAGCGCGACUAGGGGACAAUUUGUACAUAGUGGAGCGGCACCGCCGCGCCGACGUGGGCCGACGGUGGCGCCGCCUGUCCGCCGGCAGCGACCGACCUCGACGCGCCACUCAC